UUCUCCCAAAACAGCAAAACUACCGCCGCCUUUUUCUUCUCGCAUGUUGCGCUCUCUUCGAUUGCUUCCUUCUUCACGCCUCUCUGUCCCCGUCUGUCGUCGCACUUUUACCUCUACCUCUACCGUCAUUAUGAGCGAGAUCACUCACCCCACCAUCAAGGAUGGCUGGUUCUCCGAGCAGUCCCGGAUGUGGCCCGGCCAGGCCAUGACUCUCAAGGUUAACCAGGUCCUGCACCACGAGAAGUCCAAGUACCAGGACGUCCUCGUCUUCGAGUCCAGCGACUACGGCACCGUCCUGGUCCUGGACAACGCCAUCCAGUGCACCGAGCGCGAUGAGUUCUCCUACCAGGAGAUGAUCACCCACCUCGCCAUGAACUCCCACCCCAACCCCAAGAAGGUCCUGGUUAUCGGCGGCGGCGACGGCGGUGUCCUCCGUGAGGUUGUCAAGCACGAGUGCGUCGAGGAGGCCACCCUCUGCGACAUUGACGAGGCCGUCAUCCGCGUCUCCAAGAAGUACCUGCCCGGCAUGAGCAUCGGCUUCUCCCACCCCAAGUCCCGCGAGUACGUCGGUGACGGCUUCGAGUUCCUCAAGAACCACAAGAACGAGUUCGAUGUUAUUAUCACCGACUCUUCUGACCCCGAUGGUCCUGCCGAGACCCUCUUCCAGAAGCCCUACUUUGAGCUUCUGAACGAUGCUCUCACCGAGGGCGGUGUCAUCACCACCCAGGGCGAGAACCUCUGGCUCCACCUCCCCCUCAUCGCCAGCCUGAAGAAGGCCUGCAGUGAGGUCUUCCCCGUCGUCGAGUACGCCUACACCACCAUCCCCACCUACCCCUCCGGCCAGAUCGGCUUCAUGGUCUGCUGCAAGGACGCCACCCGCAACCUCCGUGAGCCUCUCCGUGAGUGGACUCGCGAGGAGGAGGAGAAGCUGUGCCGCUACUACAGCAAGGACAUCCACCGCGCCAGCUUCGUCCUGCCCAACUUUGCCCGCAAGGUUCUAGACAACUAAGGAACUAAGUGGAUUGAUGAGUUGAUGAGAAAUGGGGGGAAAUUUUAUUAUUUUCUGGGUUUGAUCUAAUUUCGAACUGAAAUUAAAAAAGUCGAAGGGUUAGCCUAGGGGUAGUUAUGAAUUAUAUUUUUACCCAUGCUACAUA
Penicillium subrubescens is the source of this 1154-nucleotide messenger RNA. RefSeq names its product spermidine synthase. Lineage: Eukaryota; Fungi; Ascomycota; Eurotiomycetes; Eurotiales; Aspergillaceae. Gene Ontology annotation, cellular component: cytosol. The transcript is spliced from 3 exons. The record is from RefSeq and is a predicted model, not a curated record. Gene Ontology annotation, molecular function: spermidine synthase activity. Bases 44 to 1009 code for a protein of 321 amino acids. Gene Ontology annotation, biological process: spermidine biosynthetic process.